Molecule: messenger RNA, 1530 nt
Organism: Miniopterus natalensis
Lineage: Eukaryota; Metazoa; Chordata; Mammalia; Chiroptera; Miniopteridae
Gene: ZNF132
Product: zinc finger protein 132
Biological process (GO): regulation of transcription by RNA polymerase II
Cellular component (GO): nucleus
Molecular function (GO): DNA-binding transcription activator activity, RNA polymerase II-specific; RNA polymerase II cis-regulatory region sequence-specific DNA binding
Source: RefSeq, a predicted model, not a curated record
CGCCGGGAAGUGCCGGACCUUCGCCGAGACUUUGCGGGCGCUUUCACCCCGCGAAUGGCUCCUUCCUGAUCCUCGGUCCUUCCGGAUGCGGAACUCACGCGACGAGUCUCCGCACUCCGCCUUCGUCCCGAGGCCCCGGGAGGAAGACCCCAGGUUCCCGGGCCCGUUUACACCGGGAGACGGAGGCCCCGAGUGCGACCGUUAGCCCGCGGUCGUCCAUCCCGGCCGGCAGCGUCGCGGAUGGACUCCCCGCAGGCGAGCCGAGGGUCCCGGCCCUCAUGAUCGCGGAGGUGCCCUGGGCCUUCGCCUACACGAGUCUGGGGCCCUAGUUGUCACUUUCCCGAAGCGUCCUGAACCCCAGCCAGAGGUUAUAUGGCAGGACCUCAUCUCUGGACGCCAGUGGGAUAAGGCCUGGAAGGGUGUCCUGGAGUUGCCGGAGAAUGUCAUAGAUUCUCUUGUGGUGACCUGAGGAAAGAAUCCAAACGCGCACACAUGGAGAAGUUCAAGCGGGAGCCCAUCUUUUGGCCCCCUGGCUCAGCUGUCCCAUCGUUGCAGAGCCCAGUGACCUUUGAGGAUGUGGCUGUGUACUUCUCCAAGGAGGAGUGGGGUCUCCUUGAUGAGGUUCAGAGGCAUCUGUACCAAGAUGUGAUGCUGGAAAUCUUUGAGCUCAUGACCUCACUUGGUUGUUGGCAUAAAGCAGAUGAUGAGGAGGCCUGUCCCAAGCAGAAUGCUUCUAUAGAAGGGGUGUGCCAGGUCAGGAUCCCCAAUACACAUCCUUCCACCCAGAAGACUGAUUCCUGUGACAUGUGUGGUCCAUUCAUGAAAGACAUUUUACACCUAGAUGAACAUCAAGGAACACAUCCUGAGGAGAUCCCCUACACAUGUGGAGCAUGUGGAAGAGGGUUUUGGUUCAAUGUAAACUUCUUCCAGCACCAGAAGGAGCCCAGUGGAGAGAAGCCCUUCAGAUGGGACAAGGACAGGGACUUGUUUGUGAAGAGCUCUAUAGUGUACCUGUCAGAGAAGCCCUUCACUUGCAGGGAAGGUGGUAAGGAUGUCUCAGACAGCCAUGACCUCCUCCAGCACCCAGCCAUCAACAGCAGCGGGAAGUCACAUAGGAACACAGAGUGCAGGGAGGCCUUCCCACACAGUUCCAGCCUUGAGCAGCUCCUAAAAGUCCAUACCACACAUAAGCUCCUCAAGUGCAAUGACUGUGGCAAAGCCUUCCAGGAGAUCUCAGCCUUCCUCAACCACCUGAGAAUGCACUCUGAAGAGACACCAUUUAGAUGCCCAACACUUGUAAAUUCCUUAGAGGAGAAAUCAACCCUUGUUAAUUACCAAAAAUUUCACACUGGAGAAACAUCACAUGUGUGUAAAGUGAAGGCCUUUAGUUACCCAUCUAAGCUGAGGAAGCACCAGCAAUUUCACACUGGAGUAAAAUACUAUGAGUGUAGUGACUGUGGGAAAACCUUCAGCCACAAACUCACACUUGUCCAUCACCAGAGAAUUCACACAGNACAGCCUCACGAGUGA